Molecule: messenger RNA, 4009 nt
Organism: Talpa occidentalis (Iberian mole)
Lineage: Eukaryota; Metazoa; Chordata; Mammalia; Eulipotyphla; Talpidae
Gene: LGALS12
Product: galectin 12
Exons: 9
Coding region: 1540-2367 (275 amino acids)
Biological process (GO): intrinsic apoptotic signaling pathway; lymphatic endothelial cell migration
Molecular function (GO): integrin binding; lactose binding
Source: RefSeq, a predicted model, not a curated record
CUUCCACCGGGAACCACCUAGGUCUCAGAGCUCUUCCCUUCCAGCUGGCCCAGACCCCACGUGGGAGUGGAGAGGGCCUCAGCCUAGCGCCUUCUUUCCCUAGCACCUGAAGAUCUGAGUUGAGCUGAGCAUCUGAACUUGGCAAGUGGCCGAUGGGCAUCUGGGUGGAUGACUCUUAGGCUCGCAGGGUCCUUGCAUUUUAAAAGUAGAGCCUGGAGACCCAGCCCCUGCUUAAUGAAGGGUGAUUCAGAGGCUUGAGGGGGGCUAUGGCACUGGGGGAGACAGUGAUGACUUAGGAAGGGCCAUCUGCUCUCCCAGGAGAGCUGGUUACAGCACAGUUCUUGUCAGGCCUGGUGCCUGGAGAUGGGAGAGGCUGAAGUUCUGAGCUAGGACCGGGGCUCUCCCUCACCUCCCUGGGUGCCUGAGUGCUGAAGACCAGCCUCGGCAAAAUGCCGUGUCAGGAGUCCCUGAAAGGAUGAGACGGAGUCAGCGAGAAAACUUAAGGGCUAAGGGGAAGGGGAUGAGGUAGUGAAGAGACACUGACACUUGAUGAGGUGCAAGUAUCUUCUGCUGAGGGACUCAGCAGAUCUUUAUUAAUUUUUUGCAAGCAGUGAGAUGACAUCAUCAUAUGCACAGAAGCAAAGCAGAAACAAUCAGUACGUUCUUUUCCCAUAGACUUUUGGCUGCUACACGCUCUCAGCAAGAAGGCAACCUUCAAGGUUAAUAGAUAAAAAACUAAGCCUUACACUGAAAUUCAUUAUUUCAGUUCAGACAGUUACCUAGGACAGUUGAUAGCCGUUGGUACAUUCCUAUCAGCUAAAGCCUAAGCAUCAAAAGAUUCUUCUUAUUCGCAUGGCCUUCAGCUGGAGACCAGCUGCUUUCUGGUUAUCAGCUAACAGGGUUUUCUACCUAGAAGCUUUUUAACACAAUUAACUUCAUUUAAAAACUUUCCUAAGAAACUUCUAAAAAAAGCAAAAGAAGGAUUUACUAUAAUUGUUGUGCUGGAUUGCUUGCCAGGCAUGUUCAUGUAUAACAAUUAUUUCCCAUUGUCAGGCAGGCCAAAUUUACAGUGAGUAAUUUUUGAGCAGGUAUUUCUUUGUGCCAUUUACUUACAGUAUUCUGUACAUAUAAUUUAUUACCCAAUGUACUUUCCGAGACUUUUUUCUUAUGUGACCAAGAACAAAAAAACAAAGAGAUGCUUAUAGGUCAUAGAUUAAUCUUCAGCCCCACGGUGUGAGGCUCUUUGAGCUUCAGCCCCACAGUGUGAGGCCCUUUUUCUUAGCUGCUUGCCAGUGUCUUAUCUGGCUGUGGCAGCAAGGCCCCCCACCCCAGCACCUGAGUAAUGGGAGAAGCAGCCGCCCCAUUUGCAGCCGCUUCUUGCUCUGCAGGCUGCAAUCUCCCAGCAGAGGGUAGCACUGCGGGGGCUCAGCUCUUCCUAGGUGGCUUGGGCUACUGAAAGCUGCUGGAAUUUGGAGAUCCAGGAAGCCUGAGGUGGUUCCCUAUGUCACGACAAUCUUCGGUGGCCUGCGUGCCGGCAAGAUGGUCCUGCUCCAGGGAGAGGUGCCUCUGGAUGCACGCAGGUUCCAGGUGGACUUCCAGUGCGGCUGCAGCCAGCACCCCCGGCCGGACAUCGCCUUCCACUUCAACCCUCGCUUCCACACCACCAAGCCCCACGUCAUCUGCAACACCCUGCGCGGUGGGCGCUGGCAGGCCGAGACCCGGUGGCCGCGCCUGGCCCUGCAGAGAGGAGCCGGCUUCCUCACCCUCUUUCUCUUUGGAGACGAGGAUGUGAAGGUGAGUGUGAACGGAAAACACUUUCUCCACUUCCGCUACCGGCUCCCGCUGUCGCGGGUGGACACCCUGGGCAUAUCCGGCGACGUCUCCGUGAAGGCCGUUGCAUUCCUGAACAGCAACCCCUUUGUGGAGGGCGGCAGUGAGUACCCUGCUGGACACCCUUUCCUGUCCGAGAGCCCGUGGCUGGAGGCGCCCUGCUCCCGUGCUCUUCCCCGGGGGCUCUGGCCAGGGCAGACCAUCACCGUGCGGGGCCUGGUCUUGCCAGAGCCUAAGGAUUUCACCCUGAGCCUGCGGGACGAGGCCGCCCACGUUCCUGUGACCCUCAGGGCUUCCUUCGCGGACAGAACUCUGGCCUGGGUCUCGCCCUGGGGACGGAGGCAGCUGAUCUUGGCCCCCUUCCUCUUCUACCCCCAGCGGUUCUUUGAGGUGCUGCUGCUGUGCCAGGAGGGAGGGCUGCAGCUGGCGCUCAACGGGCAGGGCGUGGGGGCCACCAGCCUGGGCCAGCAGGCCCUGGAGCGGCUGCGGGAGCUCCGCAUCAGUGGCAGCGUCCGGCUCUACUGUGUCCACUGCUGAGCGGGACCCAUGGGCCUGGCCAGAGAAGAGGGGGGCCAGCCUGCUCCCAGCAUGGGCCCCCUCCUCCUCCCUAUCACACUAAACUGUGUCCCCACCAUGCCAAGCAGGGCUGCUCCUGGAACCAGGAACCUGAGGCUGCGGGGGCCCUGGCACCCCAGCUCUGCUCCCCACCCUCUGCCACUCCCCCCUGCAGCCCAGGAUGGGGUUCCAUCUUCCUCCUGGCCUCGGCAAGGACACAGGCUUUCUAGCCUAACACAGACGCCCCAGUACAGUGGCUCAAAGGGUGUAGACACUCAGGUCAUCCUCACCUAACAGUUCUGAGGAGAAUGGCCGAGAACAGCAGGCCGGUCUGCUCCUGGGGGACCCCAGGGUGGACCUGGUCAUCGUCUCACUGCAGCUCAGCACCAUCUGUGGCUGAAGCUCAGUCACCUCCAUAUCUAGGUGUCCCUCUCUGAGAAAUAGGACGUGGACAAGGUGCUUCUGAUUUCACUAUCCCCAGGCCCGAGGCGGGACCAUGAGCUCACACCCACAUGUACUGCUCAGAGGGAGGCCAGAGACCGAUGGGGAAGGGAUCCCAACACUGACUUUGGGGGGCUGGAGGUGGCCCCCCGGGAUGACCAGGUGCCUGGGUGCACAUCUACGGCCAUGAAGGAGAGCGCAAGGAUCUUGGUGGGGAGCUGCACUCCCUGUGCUAAUAUCCUCAUCCCAUAAGGAAGGAGACUCAGCACAGAGAGGCUAAGUGAAAGGGGACCCAGCACCAAGGGACACUGCAAGGCGAGAGAAAAAACAAUUUAAUAAUUACUAAUUACAUAUAUUAUAUGUAAUGACAUGUCUUGUAUACUGUAUAGAGCAGUACACGCAUGUAUUACAUAAUAAAAUCUACCACAUGGCAUCACAUGUAUAAAUUUAUAUUUUUAAUACUUGUAUUAAAUACUAAUAAUAGAAAAAAUAAAACCGAAUACACCAGCCAUCCCAGUAGAGGAGAUUUUGUGCUGUUGAGAAACAUCCUUCUAUGCUGUUGGCAAAAAUCUCAUGUAAAGAUGGCAAGAGAGGAUUGUUUCCUUCUGACGUUUAUCCAGUGUGCGCUGGUAUUUAUUUAGUUUGUGCAUUUAUCCCCCGCCGCAUCCCCCUCCACCCAGGAGCCAUACGUGGGGGUCCCACCCACCACACAGGUGAAUCGUGGGAGCGGGUUGUGGUUCCACAGCGGAGUCUGCCCCCACAGGGGAUGCCCAGGACCAUCUCUCCAGAGUGCGGGGCCCUGGAGGGCUGAGCCCUCUGUGGAAUGGGGCAAUGUGAAAUGUAGGGGACCACACAAGGCCUAACCUUGAGCCAUCUCAGGAGGACAAUUUAGGACUGUGGGAAAAUUCCAGUCAAAACAGUAGAGGCUGGUUCCCGUCAGAAAAAUAAGGUGUAUGUACCCUUUGCACCUGGGCCCUGGGAUGUGGUGAAACACUGCUGCUUGGAACUGCCUGUUUCUGCUGCUGUACUCCGCUUGCUCUGGCGCUGUACACUCCUGGAUGCGGUUUUUGGAUUUAAGAACCCUUAUCACCCCCGGUUGGGGCUGCUCCCUCCGAGAAGGACAGUCCCUGGCCAGCUAAUAAAAGCUUCUUCGUGGGCCUCCCUGGUGGCGCAGCAGUUGAGC